AUGGGUGAGAGGGAUGAUGGACUGGGGCUAAGCUUGAGCUUGAGUUUAGGUUUAAAUCAAAAGGAGUCUUCUCCUAGGUUGAAUCCAAUGCAUAUGGCUUCUUAUUCAUCUUCAUCUCACAUGCAUAUGCAGAGCAAUUAUAAUCAUCCUCAAAAGAUUCAGAACAGUUGGAUGCAAAUGUUUCAAUCUUCAGAGAGGAACUCCGACGUGGGAUCGUUUCUCCGGGGAAUAGAUGUGAAUAGAGGUCCAUCGAGGGUGGUUGUUGACGUGGAGGAAGACGCCGGAGUUUCAUCUCCCAAUAGCACCGUCUCAAGCGUUAUGAGCGGGAAGAGAAACGAACGAGAGCUGGUGGCUGCUGCGGGUGGAGCUGGAGGUGGAAGAAUAAUAGAGGACAACGAGGUGGAGAGAGGUUCUAGCUCUCUCGGUGGUGGUAGUGACGACGAUGACGGUGGCGGGAACGGAGACGACGGGUCGAGGAAGAAACUGCGGUUGUCUAAAGAACAAGCUUUGGUCUUAGAGGAGACUUUCAAAGAACAUAGCACUCUUAAUCCGAAGCAAAAGAUGGCUCUAGCUAAGCAAUUGAAUCUAAGGACUAGGCAAGUGGAAGUGUGGUUCCAAAACCGAAGAGCAAGGACGAAGCUGAAGCAAACGGAAGUGGAUUGUGAAUAUCUAAAAAGAUGUUGCGAGAAUCUAACCGAAGAGAAUCGAAGACUGCAGAAGGAAGUGAGCGAGCUUAGGGCUUUAAAGCUGUCACCACAUUUGUACAUGCACAUGAAGCCUCCAACUACACUCACCAUGUGUCCAUCAUGUGAGCGAGUCGCUGUUACUUCAUCGUCAUCAUCGUCUGUGGCUGCUGCUCCUGUGAUGACUUCAUCGUCUCCAAUGGGACCAAUGAGCCCGUGGGCUGCUAUACCUCUCCGGCAACGUCCUGCUGCUGGUUCUCGUUGAAUAAAAUGUGUUUUUAUUUAUUUGUUUUUUUGUUUUCAUCAGAAGAAUUAGUUUUAGUUUUAACGUUAAUGGGCUUUGGUGAUUUCGUUUUUAUAUGUUAUAAUAUGGUAAAAACGAUCUUGGAAUGUCUUUUCAAGAGUUGGUCUUCUUUCUUGUCUCGUUUGUUUUUAUAUGUCUCUCGAAAGAGAAUG
This is a messenger RNA of Eruca vesicaria subsp. sativa (arugula), 1139 nucleotides long. The record is from the annotation of a GenBank genome assembly. NCBI's taxonomy places the organism in Eukaryota, Viridiplantae, Streptophyta, Magnoliopsida, Brassicales, Brassicaceae.